GCUCAAACAACAAACCCAAAGAUUAUUAUGUGUGAACAUGGCAACCGUUUAAGACAUUACUCUGCGAAAUAACCUUACCAACAAAAACAGAACAUGAUGACUCUGGUGGUUUAGUUCAAAUCGCCGAACAUAACGACUCUUUGGUCGCUGUAAUAUUUAGGUUAAAAAUGUCAGAAACGCGAGACUACAGAAAGUUAUAUGGUGUUAUGACCGCAGUUUCGAAAGUGAGUUCUCUUCCGUACACGCAUGAAACGAUUAACGCCAAAAAUGGCCUACAUUAAUUUAUUUCGAAAGUCUCUUUUUGUUUAUAUAACUGUGUUUCUUUAUUUCGCUUUUGAUGCAAAUGAAUUAGUGUUUGUUUUGGCUUAUGUCCCAAUGUCAAGUGACUGACACGUCAAACUCUCAAAGCGAAUAUCAUUAAAAUUGAAAAUGAAAGUGUACAGUGCAUCUGAAAUUAGUCACACUGGAGAUGAAAAAGAAAGCGAAAGUUAGUUCCAAAUUGAAGAAAUGGCGUCGAAACGUCCCUUUUCUGAAGAGGAUUUUGCGUGUCCUGUUUGCUGUGACAUUUUCAGCGAUCCCGUGUUGCUUCAGUGUGGCCACAGUGUGUGUAGAGACUGUAUCCAGCAGUACUGGAAGACCAAAGUUUCAAGAGAAUGUCCGCUGUGUCGAAAAAGAUCCAACAAGAACCCUCCGGUAAACUUGGCUCUGAAAAACUUGAGUCUCGCUUUCCUGAAUUACCGGGGCCCUUCAGAGGAGCUGUGCGAGGUUCACCGGGAGAGACUGAGUCUGUUCUGUCUGCAUGAUGAAGAGCUCAUGUGUGUGGUUUGCAGAGAGUCACACCAACACAGAAAUCACGCGUGCCGUCCUCUCACUGAGAUCGCUGAGGAACGGAAGAGAGUUUUUAGCAGUGAGCUUGAUCUCUUGACUAGAAAAAUGAAGAUUAUACAACAUGACAAAUUCGAAUGCAGUCACCAGGCUGAGCACAUAUGUCACCAGGUCUGGCACACAGAGAAUGUCAUCAAGAAGGACUUUAAACAUCUUCACCAGCUUCUGUAUGAUGAAGAAAAAGCCAUGCUUGCUGCACUGAACGAGGAAAAGAUGCAGAAAACACAGCUCAUGAAAGACAAAAUUGAGAAGAUGACUGAAGAAAUAUUAUCUCUGUCAAGAACCAUAAGAGAACUGAGAGCUAAAUUUGAUAGUGGGGAUGUCCAGUUUCUUCAGAGCUUCAAGGACAUAUUGGAGAGAGCCCAGGACAUGAACCAAGAACCAGAAACCGUUCGAGGAGGGCUUAUUGAUACUGCACAAUACCUGGGCAAUUUGAAGUUCACAGUGUGGUCGAAAAUAACACGGUCUAUCAGUUACACUCCUGUGGUGCUCGACCCAAACACCGCUAACGCUCAACUUAUACUGUCUGAAGAUCUGACAUGUGUGAGGGACCGAGAUGAGCAAGAGGAGGAGGACGUAGAUGGUGUGCAGCUUCCUGAUAACCCGGAGAGGUUUGAUCGGUGUCCCUGUGUUCUGGGCUCUGUGGGCUAUUCCUCAGGGACACACAUUUGGGAUGUGGAUGUGGGAGAUAGCACUUUCUGGAUGCUGGGUGUCACUACAGAGUCUGUCAAGAGAAAAGGAACCAACAGCUUGCCCAGCGAGGUCUGGUGCAUCGGCUAUGACAGCGACACGCUCAGUUUGAAGGCUCCUCAGGAGUCAUGCAUCCCUUUCCUUGGGUGUGAGAAACCAAAGCGAGUGAGAGUGAAACUCGAUUUCGAUGAAGGACAGCUUUCAUUCUCAGAUCCUCUCAGCAAAUCACUCUAUCACACAUUCACAACCAGUUACAUGGAGAAGGUCUUUCCGUUCUUCUGCAGUCUGUGCAGCGUCUCUCCUCUGAGGAUUCUGCCUGUGGUCAAGCUCUCUAAUUAAAAGAGGAAGAACGUCUGUUUAAAAGUUUUUGUAGGUUUGGCAUGAUGUCUUUCUGAAAAUUUGUACGGUAAUAGAAAAACAGUGCAAAUUGACUGGUGAUUUAUCUUCUUGAACUUUGAUUCCGUGUUCUCUGCAGGGGUU
This is a messenger RNA of Sinocyclocheilus grahami, 2055 nucleotides long. Its product is annotated as tripartite motif-containing protein 35-like. Gene Ontology annotation, molecular function: zinc ion binding; protein binding. The record is from RefSeq and is a predicted model, not a curated record. Bases 508 to 1914 code for a protein of 468 amino acids. The transcript is spliced from 7 exons. Lineage: Eukaryota; Metazoa; Chordata; Actinopteri; Cypriniformes; Cyprinidae.